Molecule: messenger RNA, 1749 nt
Organism: Microthlaspi erraticum
Lineage: Eukaryota; Viridiplantae; Streptophyta; Magnoliopsida; Brassicales; Brassicaceae
Source: the annotation of a GenBank genome assembly
AUGGUGGAAGGAGGAAUAGCCAAGGCGGACAAAACAGAGUUUACAGAGUGUUGGAGGACGACAUGGAAGACACCGUACAUCAUGCGGCUCGCUCUCUCCGCCGGAAUCGGAGGUCUUCUCUUCGGAUACGACACCGGAGUCAUCUCCGGUGCUCUUCUCUUCAUCAAAGAGGAUUUCGAGGAAGUCGACAGGAAGACAUGGCUCCAGUCGACUAUUGUCAGCAUGGCAGUGGCCGGAGCCAUCGUCGGAGCAGCCGUCGGAGGUUGGAUCAACGAUAGGUUCGGCAGGAGGAUGUCGAUUCUGAUCGCCGAUGUUCUUUUCCUGAUCGGUGCAGUCGUGAUGGCUGCUGCUCCUGCUCCUUGGGUUAUCAUCGUCGGGAGAAUCUUCGUCGGGUUCGGCGUUGGUAUGGCCUCGAUGACCUCGCCGCUUUACAUCUCCGAGGCUUCUCCGGCGAGAAUCAGAGGCGCGCUUGUUAGCACCAACGGUCUUCUCAUCACCGGAGGACAAUUCAUCUCUUACCUCGUCAAUCUCGCCUUCGUAAAUACGCCGGGAACGUGGAGGUGGAUGUUGGGAAUCGCUGGAGUUCCGGCGAUUGUUCAGUUUGUGCUGAUGCUGUCGCUGCCGGAGUCUCCACGGUGGCUAUACAGAAACGAUCGGAUCGCGGAAUCGAGAGCGAUUCUGGAGAGGAUUUACCCGGAGGACGAAGUGGAGGCGGAGAUGGAAGCGCUUAAGGAGUCAGUGGAGGUGGAGAAAGCAGACGAAGCAAUCAUCGGAGACAGCUUCGUCGCCAAAAUCAAAGGAGCCUUCGCGAACCCAAUCGUCCGACGUGGACUCGCCGCCGGUAUCACAGUCCAGGUGGCGCAGCAGUUCGUUGGGAUCAACACCGUCAUGUACUACAGUCCGUCGAUCGUGCAAUUCGCCGGUUACGCCUCCAACAGCACCGCAAUGGCGUUGUCUCUGAUCACUUCCGGUUUAAACGCGAUCGGUUCGAUCGUGAGCAUGAUGUUUGUGGACCGGUACGGUAGAAGGAAGCUGAUGAUCAUCUCCAUGUUUGGGAUCAUAACGUGUCUCAUCAUCUUAGCGACUGUGUUCUCACAAGCGGCGAUUCACGCACCCAAGAUUGAUCCCGUGGAGUCAUCCACGUUUGCUCCAAACGCUACUUGUCCUGCGUUUGUACCACACACAACCGCAAAUCCUCCUUCGAGGUGGAACUGCAUGAAGUGUCUGAAGUCGGAAUGCGGCUUUUGCGCCAGCGGAGUGAAGCCGUACGCGCCGGGAGCUUGCGUGGUGUUGUCGGACGAGAUGAAGGCGACGUGUCAUUCGAGGGGAAGAACGUACUUCAAAGAUGGAUGUCCAAGCAAGUUUGGGUUCUUGGCGAUAGUGUUCUUGGGGCUUUACAUCAUAGUGUACGCGCCAGGUAUGGGCACUGUUCCGUGGAUUGUGAACUCUGAGAUCUAUCCGCUUAGGUAUAGAGGUGUUGGUGGAGGAAUCGCUGCGGUUUCGAAUUGGGUAUCGAAUCUUAUUGUGAGUGAGAGUUUCCUCUCGCUCACUCAUGCUCUCGGCUCCUCUGGGACGUUUCUACUCUUCGCUGGCUUCUCCACGGUUGGGCUCUUCUUCAUUUGGCUGCUGGUGCCUGAGACUAAAGGACUUCAGUUUGAGGAGGUUGAGAAGUUGCUUGAGGCUGGGUACAAGCCCAGUCUCUUGCGGCAGAGGAAGAAGAAGGGUAAAGAUGUUGAUACGGCGGCUUAA